Molecule: messenger RNA, 5310 nt
Organism: Penaeus monodon (black tiger shrimp)
Lineage: Eukaryota; Metazoa; Arthropoda; Malacostraca; Decapoda; Penaeidae
Product: VWFA and cache domain-containing protein 1-like
Exons: 22
Coding region: 61-3996 (1311 amino acids)
Cellular component (GO): voltage-gated calcium channel complex
Molecular function (GO): voltage-gated calcium channel activity
Source: RefSeq, a predicted model, not a curated record
UCAGCUGGUAGAAGUGAAGGAGGAGCUCAGGUGGAUGUGUUGGAAGGAGAAAUCCCCUUGAUGAAGAGGGCUACUAAUUUAGGCAUUCAGAUGAGACACAUUGCCAAUAAUGAGUUGGGAGUCACCUACAUGCAAGCCAUCUUUGAUGAGCUUCCCUAUUCAGACAUAGAAAGAAAGGAAGAGGAAAUUGUCAAAGAGAUGGUGCAGUCCCUAGAACACAAAUUCUCUCUUUUCUCAAGUGUAAUUAGGGAGAUGGCAGUUGUGGUUGCAACUCAUUAUUCCCAACAUAGUCAAGGUGGGAUAGAUGUUUUUCAUCAUUACAGUGAUGAAAUAAGCUACAACCCUUGCUGCCUCAUCCCAGAUCACUACCUCCGAUACCAGAGUCACUUUGGAACGCGUGUGAAUGAGGAAUUGUGGUGUGACUCGGGCUUAGGUACAAGUGAGGACUCCCUUCCAGCAGACUUUUACUUCCCACCAUACAAUCUUACAGAAAUGUUUGUCCUCAAUCUGCGGAGAUACCCGUCCAUCAAGUGGCAGUAUUUCAUGUCUGUCGAUGGUCUGCACUCUGAGUAUCCUGCACACCGAUCAGACACUGUUAUUGCAGCUGAUUGCAGCCAGUCUGGUCGUCAUGGGCAUGUCUAUGAGGCUACGGUCAGACCUGAUGGUAAAAACAUAGUACUGCUGUAUGAUCUGGGAGAAGGUCUUACUCCAAGAUUACUUCUUACUGCAAAAGCUAUAGGCCAUCAGAUUGCAUCUACCAUAAUGCAACAUGACCAGAUAGCUGUGUUGGGUUUAGAAGGCAGUGUUGUUCGACCUGCAGCUCCUUGUAUGAAUUCCACACUGGUUCCUGCUACACACACUGUUAAACAUGCAAUUAGACGUUUUGUAAAUUACAUGGACAUUCAUAAUGAGCCAACCAAUCACAGCCUUGGACUCAUCACUGCAAUGGAGAUGAUUGCAAAUUGGUCAUCCAGUCUUUCAUCAUCUAAUAAAUCAGUAUUGUUAGUAUAUGUGACUUGUGGAAAGCUCAACAAGCACACUCAAAUCCACACAAUCUUGCAGCAUAUGGCUGUGAUGUUGGAUGUAAUACCAACAAAAGUUUUACUGAGUGCCUUUGGGCUUGGAAUAAGCAGAGAUCAGCCAUCAAGUGAAAAGCAGUUCUUAGAAGCACUUGCUUAUCAAGAAUUUAGCAAAUAUAAUAUACAAUCUACCAGGCUGCCUAAUAAGGGAUUAGUGGUAGGAUUAGACUCCACUCUGAACGUUGCUCCAGUUAUCAAUAAUUUUUAUGAUGCUGUGCAUGAACCCAAGGGACACAGUGAUGGCCUGCAGAACUUGGUGAUCUCCGACCCUUACUGGGACGAAGAUGGGAGAGGCAUGGUGGUGUCUCUCACUCAAGUGGUGCAAACUGGAGAUGGUAAAGUAAUUGGAGUUAUUGGUAUAGAUAUUCCUCUUGCUAAUCUCUUGGAGGACAUCACACACUACAGUUCUCCAGCACAUUCUUAUGCCUUCGCUACUGAUUCUAGAGGGAAAGUCCUUGGUCAUCCUCGACUUGGCAGACCUGAAUCUUGGUCCUUGCCUCUGGUCCCAACAGACAUUGCUCUGCUGGAACAAACUCGCAAUUUCACUCUAGUCAGGGAUGACUUCAUAAGAUUAUCAUCAGGAUAUAGGGUUUUGAUUGACACAGAUCAGAGCAGAGGCAGGAGGGAGGAGCUCCAUUACUGGUGGUUCCGAUCUUCAUCGUGUGGAUGGAUUUUCACUGUUGCGUGGAGGGACUCGGGAAGACCUCAUAAGAGACUGAGUAGAAAUGUUCCUCCUUUACCCCCCUCUGCCCUCUUCCAUCGUCUUGACCUCCUUGAGCCAAGCGAAGCACGUGUUUGUAGACUCUUCAACCAGAUGGCCACAUUAGAUGGCAGCACAGUGUUUCUGGCAGUUGGCUCUUACGUCUCACCACUGAGCCAGGUGGCAGGUGGACCAGAGACACUGAGUGCUGUCCAAAGCAUAACGGCUUACCUAAGUGACAGUACACAAUUGAUAGCCAAUCCAGGAUUGAGGAUGGGUGUCCGUACGGAUGCAGCUGCUGUCUAUCAGAUUUCAGACUUCUGGGAAAAACAGUUUGAAAACAGUGAUCUCAGUAAAUUCAUUGUUAGAAGAUAUGCAGCAGCCCCCUCUGGAGUGACGCUUAUGUACCCUGGCACUCUGUUAGAUCAGAUGUUUGACCCAAGAUCACAGGCUUGGUAUCUCAAUGCCCUUGCCAACCCUGGCAAAGUGGUUGUCUCUGCUCCUUAUCUUGAUCCUGGUGGUGCUGGACAUAUUAUUACCAUCUCUCACACUGUUUACCAGGGUGGCUCAGCAACAAUGCAUUCAUCAACUGAUCCAGUUGUGGCUGUCCUGGCAGCAGACUUCACCCUUGGAUACUGGUACAAGUUGUUACUUGACCUAGAGCCAGCAUGUGCAAAUGAUGCCCGCUCAGAUGAGAAGUCUGUGAGUGUGAGAUGCUUUUUGAUGGACAACAAGGGAUAUUUGGUGGCACAUCCCUCCAUGCUUUCUCCAGCCUCACCUAAUUUUGGAUCAGACACCCCACCUCACAUCACACAUCAGGAACCAGUUGUCUCCGCUUCAUGUGCCGUGGUGGCUGGUGUCAGUGAGCGCCAUUACUCCCUCCGCCUUCCUCCUGACCAGAUUGUUGCCUCACCUGCGGGAGGAAAAGGACAGGUGGACAACUCGUGCCUACGUUAUGCUCUCACCGCAGUGCCUGCCACAAACCUCAUCUUUGGAAUCAUUAACCAGACCUGCACACCAGCUGUAGCUUUCUGCCCGUGUAGCAUGGAUGAUCGGCUAUGUUUAAAUUGCCAGCUAGUCGAGGCUGGAGCUUGUGAAUGCCCUUGUGAAUGUCCACUCUCUUCUCUUCCUUGUACCGUCCCUUCAGCCGAUCCUCCAGUAUCUUCCACCCAGAUGCCUUCUGCUUUGGCUUCCUACACCAACUUAACAGAGUCAGUUGAUUACCUCUGGCAAUCAUAUGUUGAGCCAAGACCUGUGAGCAGCCCCUCAGCACCUCGAGUCUUGCAUCUGCCUCGGGUCUUAGAAUUGGCAACCAGGCCCCCACAUUUAGCUCCCACUUGCAGCCGCACUCCCGAGGCAGCUGUACCUCUCCAGUACUCCAUUGGUUUAUUAGCUCACUUAGACCCCUGUGUCCCUGUGUCCUGUGCCACACACCUGGAAUACAAGUCAUGUUUAGGUGUUGUUGGGUGUGUCUGGUGUUCCAGAAAUGGGGAUGGGCAAUCACCGUUAAAUCAUCCGCACUGCAUGGAAGAACACCAGUGUUAUGGGGGGGUGCUAGGUGGGCCCUCACCUUACCCUCAUGGACUGGCAACCCUUCCUCACUCAGACAAUACACAUGGGGGUUCUGGAAGCCCUAUAGGGCCAGUUGCUGGUGGGAUCAUGGCUGUGUUCUUAGUGGUAGCAUUAGCAGUGUACUGCUAUAGGCAACAUGUAGGUGGAACAGGGAGGUCCCUUUACACUCCAGCGAACUUCCAGUCUCGUCCUCAUCCCAUAUAUCAGCCGGAACAUAAUCACGAAAUUGAUAAUGUGGAGGAAGAUUUAGUGGGAGAUGUAACUGGGGUUAGCCUAGGAGCAGCAGCUACAAUAAGCCCCUACCGUAUGAAUCCAGGGUAUCGGAGACCUCCAGGCCAAGCAGACUCCAGUGAUCAUGGUUAUUCAACAAUGACUCCACACGAUGACUCUGAAAAUCUGAACUAUAUAGAUUUAGGAGGUAUUGCUGGAUUGCCUUCUCUAUCGGCAACCCAAAUGUUGGACGAUCCACCCUCGUCAUCAGGAUGGUCACCUCCAUCGUCUCCAACACCACAGGACAGGGGUGGAAGUAUGAGUGUGGAGGAUGAACCAUCUGACUACUCACAUACGUUGUUACCAUCUCGUAAACAUAUGGGACCUAACAUUAUUGUUGUACCGGUUAUAGUGCACAUGGUUGACACAGUAUGAAUUCAGUUUCCAAGUAUGAUUUGAUUUUUAUAUAUUUAUUAUAUCUGGGGAAUAUCAGAAGAGCAGCUGAGAGAGAUGGGUUAUUGUCGAAAAUCGGAUGCUUGUUUUUGCUAAGAGUAUGAGUCAUUGGUAAUAAGUGUACAGUAUAGAAUUGUUCUUUCAGUAGGUUCAUAAUUUGGAAUGUGGUAUCUACACACACGUAUCACAUUACAGUACUCUAAGUAGUAACAGCAAGGUUAUUUUAGUCCAUGGCAGCUGGAAAAGGAAUACUAGCCAUCUUCAGGAAUAUGUGGUUCCAUUCUUGAGAGUCCACUUUAGUCCCAUUAGUGCUUUAUUAGAGCAUGUGUGUAUAAGGUGCACAAAGUGUAUUUACCUCUUGUAAAUUAUAAUGUUUUUAAGAGAGACUAGUUUUAAAGAUAAAAUUUGUGUAGAUGUGGAAGUUUGAUGUGGUUUAGGUUUUAUAUUUAGUAGGUUUUAAUAUAACAGUUUAUCUAGUCUGUAGCUGCAGCAAAUGAUAUGAUUUUUACUUCCUAAUUUAGAAUCCAAAUUAAUUUUGGUAGCUAACUGCUGCCGGCCAGUGGGAUACCCUCUGACAUAACCAAAGAUUAUUCUUGAUAGCGGCAUUAAUGAAUGUGCCAUCAUGACUUGGAUCAUUCCAUUAGGAUUGACUUCAUGGUCAUUGCUCAGUUACAAAUAACUAAUCAAAAUAAUGACCUUUGCUUUUUUGGAUGUUUUUAUACAAUCAAGACAAAACUUAAAUGAUUGCCAUUGUUUAACAGUUGUGAAUAUGACAGUCAGUAAAUAUUUUAUAUCACAACCCAAAUGCAUGUUCUUUUGUUUGUUUUUUAGUGGUUAUGAUUUUAUAUAAAUGUAUACAUAUACACAGUAGUCUGUCCAGCAAAGACAAUAAGGUUCAUCUGUUGCAGGAAAAUCCAUAGUUUGGGCUGGAUGAAUUCUGUUUAGAUUUUUCUUGUAUGAUUUCAGUACAUUUUUACUGUGAGACUCAGGAUGUCUUGGACUGUGUAUUUUGCUCAAAUUUAGUGUCACCUCUGGGUCACAUUCCGGGUUUGAUGUGCCAUCUUAACACAGAAUUCGAGUCACUUAUGAUUUUGUCACAAUAUAUAUUUUUUCUGCUAAUGAACAUAAUGUAUAUGCAUUUUUAUUUAUUUACGUUUACAUUUUUCAAUGUGUAUUACAGUUAGCAUUUAGAUUCAUAUAUUUUAUAUAUAUAUUUUGUGUUCAUGUGUGAAUGUUUCCAAUACAUUUAUAUUCUUUUGUGUUUGUAAGAUAUAAUAUAUUUUCUUUACACCCCCA